Molecule: messenger RNA, 3818 nt
Organism: Lactuca sativa (garden lettuce)
Lineage: Eukaryota; Viridiplantae; Streptophyta; Magnoliopsida; Asterales; Asteraceae
Gene: ABCG24
Product: P-loop containing nucleoside triphosphate hydrolases superfamily protein
Biological process (GO): transmembrane transport
Cellular component (GO): membrane
Molecular function (GO): ABC-type transporter activity; ATP hydrolysis activity; ATP binding
Source: RefSeq, a predicted model, not a curated record
UGAAGGUCAAGGACUCAAGGAUACAUGUCAAAACUCAAAAGAGAGCCAUGUCAAAGCCGGCAAGUUGGAACGUGGUCCGAAUCCCAGAUAAAUUAUUAAUACUCUUUCUAUUUCUAACUAUUUCGACCUGAAAUCUUGUUCCCCUAUGCACGUUCAAGCACGCAGCUGCUGCUUCUUGCCGGAGAAUGACCGGAUGGAAACUUUUCGCCGCCGCCGUAGCUACUGUUGCUUUGCUGCAUUUCCCGGAAUUGGUGCAGUGUCAAGUGGUUGGCGACGAAUUCGCCGGUCAGAUCAACGACACUGCGUUCCUCCCGUUCAUUACCCAGGCAGUAUAUAGCAGUCUCUCCAACGCCACUUCUACUAUUCUUAAUAGCGAUGUUGGAAAUCGAUCCUCCUUCUGCGUUAAGGAUCGAGAAGUCGAGUGGAAUCGAGCUUUCAACUAUUCUUCUAAUUUGGACUUCUUGACUGCUUGCAUUCAGAGAACCAACGGAGAUGUUACACAACGCAUAUGCACAGCAGCAGAGUUAAAAUUCUACUUUGGAGGGUUUUUUUCUGGUAGCAGUUAUAUGAAGCCUAACAGGAACUGUAAUCUAACCUCCAUGAUUUCUGGCUGCGAGCCAGGAUGGGCAUGUGCCACGUCAUCCAGCGAGGAAGUUGACAUGGAAGAUUCUCAGAAUAUUCCUGCUAGAACUCUCAACUGUCAGCCUUGUUGUGAGGGUUUCUUCUGCCCCAAUGGUCUUACUUGCAUGAUUCCUUGCCCAUUGGGUUCACAUUGCCCAACUGCAACCCUUGACAAAGCUAGUGGCAUAUGUACACCAUAUUCUUACCAACUGCCACCUGGACAGCCAAAUCAUACCUGUGGUGGAGCCAAUAUAUGGGCAGAUAUUCGCAGCAGUAGUGAGAUGUUCUGUUCAUCAGGCUUAUAUUGUCCAUCAACUACACAAGAAAUACCUUGCAGCAGCGGGCAUUACUGUUCAACAGGCUCUACCUCUGAAAAACCAUGCUUCAAGUUGACUUCAUGUGAUCGCAACAGUUCCCACCAAAAUAUUCAUGCAUAUGGAGCGAUGCUUAUAGCUGCAAUAUUUACUAUUCUGCUCAUCAUCUACAACUGCUCCGAUCAAAUACUUAGCACCCGAGAGAGAAGGCAUGCUAAAACCAGGGAAGCAGCUUCAAGACGUGCAAAAGAGAAAGUGAAGGCACACGAAAGAUGGAAAAUGGCUAGAGAAGCUGCUAAGAAGCAUGCAGCUCAAAUAUCUCGUACAUUUUCUCGUAAAAAGGCUGCUCCACAAACUGAGGAACUCUCCAUAUUACAUCAUGGUAGAGAUGAAAUCGAUGAUGAUCAAACUACUUCAAAUGUGUCCCAUUCCUCAUCCAGUGAAAACAGAUUGGAGCUAAACAGUCAAACAUUUGACAGACAAGCAAUGGAUAAGGAUCUUUACAGUUAUGAAGGUUUGAGCCGGAGCACAGAGAGUAAAGCUACAAAUGGCAAAAAGAAAAUGCAAAAAGAAAAAGAAAAGGAAAAAGGAAUUCAUACCCAUAGCCAAAUCUUUAACUAUGCGUAUGGUCAGAUUGAGAAAGAGAAAGCCAUGCAAGAGAAUCAAAACCUGACUUUUUCUGGAGUAAUCUCAAUGGCUGUUAACACGGAGGUGAGAAAAAGACCUAAAAUUGAGAUUGCUUUCAAAGAUCUUACUCUAACUUUAAAAGGGAAAGGGAAGCAUCUGUUGAGAUGUGUGACUGGAAAAAUCAUGCCUGGAAGAAUCACAGCUGUGAUGGGCCCAUCUGGGGCAGGGAAGACAACUUUUCUCAAUGCAAUAGCAGGAAAAGCACAUGGAUGUAGUAUAAGCGGUUCCAUUUCUGUAAAUGGGAAACCGGAUUCAAUCCAUUCAUAUAAAAAAAUCAUUGGAUUUGUCCCACAAGAUGACAUUGUCCAUGGGAAUCUGACUGUGGAGGAGAAUCUCUGGUUCAGUGCAAAAUGCAGGUUGCCAGCAAAGAUGCUGAAGCAAGAUAGGGUUUUGGUUGUUGAGAGAGUUAUAGAGUCGUUAGGUCUGCAAGCAGUGAGAAGCUCUUUGGUUGGAACUGUAGAGAAGCGUGGGAUAUCUGGAGGACAGAGGAAAAGAGUAAAUGUUGGUUUGGAAAUGGUAAUGGAACCUUCUGUUUUGAUUUUAGAUGAACCGACUUCUGGUUUGGAUAGUUCGUCUUCUCAGUUGCUUCUUAGAGCUCUCAGAAGGGAGACUAUUGAAGGGGUGAAUGUUAGCAUGGUUGUUCACCAACCAAGCUACUCUUUGUUCCAGACGUUUGACGACUUAAUACUUUUAGCAAAAGGCGGACUUACCGUUUACCAUGGACCAGUAAGAAAAGUUGAAGAAUACUUUUCAGGGAUGGGGAUCAAGGUUCCAGAUCGCGUUAAUCCUCCAGAUUACUUCAUAGAUGUUCUAGAAGGAAUGGUGAAACCAAGCACGAGUUCGGGUGUAGUAACUCAUGAACAGCUUCCAGUUAGAUGGAUGCUUCAUAAGGGUUACCCUGUGCCCCCUGACAUGCGUAGAAACUCUGCUAUGUUUCCAGAAGUUUCAUCUUCAGUUUCAGUUUCAGGUUCAGGUAAUAAUGAUGAGGAACAUUCCUUUGCUGGUGAGAUUUGGCAGGAUGUAAAGACAAAUGUGGAGGUUAGAAGAGACGUUUUACGCCAUAAUUUCUUGCCAACUAAGGAUUUGUCAAACCGCACCACUCCUGGAAUUUUCAUCCAGUAUCGAUACUUUCUCGGAAGGGUUGCUAAGCAGCGGUUACGGGAAUCUAAGCUACAAUUAAUAGACUAUUUAAUCUUAUUACUUGCUGGAGCAUGCUUGGGUUCGAUUAUUAAAUCAAAAGAAGAGACUUUCGGGGCUCCUGGAUACACUUACUCCAUUAUUGCAGUAUCUUUGCUAUGUAAAGUUGCGGCGUUGAGAACGUUUUCAUUGGAUAAGUUACAAUAUUGGAGAGAGCGUGCAUCUGGGAUUAGUAGUCUGGCUCAUUUUCUCGCUAAAGAUACAAUCGACCAUUUCAGUACAGUGAUAAAGCCAGCGGUUUAUCUGUCCAUGUUUUAUUUCUUCAGCUACCCGAGAUCUUCUUUUGCAGAAAACUACACGGUUUUGGUGUGCCUUGUCUACUGUGUGACUGGCAUUGCCUACAUGUUGGCCAUAUUUCUUGAUCCUGGUCCAUCACAGCUGUUUGCGGUGCUCCUUCCUGUAGUUUUGACUCUUGUGUCAACACAGACAGAAAAUAGCGACUUCUUGAAGAAUGUGUCAAAGCUGUGUUACCCUAAGUGGGCCCUUGAAGCAUUUGUAAUUGCAAAUGCAAACAGGUAUUCUGGGGUGUGGCUGAUAACGCGUUGUGGGGCACUUUUAAGAUUCGGAUAUAAUGUACAUGACUGGGGUCUUUGUAUAUUCGUUCUUAUCAUGAUUGGUGUUCUUAGCCGUAUCUCCGCCUUCUUUGGCAUGCUCAUUGUUCAUAAGAAUUAAGACCUCUCAAAUCUCAAUGUUUCUUCAUGUUUGCUUUGCAGCAUAUAAGAGAGGUAUGAUAUGAAAUGAAUGUUGUAUUAGUGAGAUAUAGUUAGUUAGUUAGUUAGUUAGUUAUAUUAGGUUAUACUUGUAGUAUACCAUACCAGGAGGAGUAGAAAACUUCAUUUUUUGAGUUUCAUUCAUUUUCAUUUUCAUUUUCAUUUGUUUGUGUGAAAACUGAAAAGCAAACCAACCGCUUUUUGCUUUUCCCAUCCCAUUCCCAUGUAAUGAUAAUAUCCCCAUAAAACUGCCUAGUGAAUUACCUAGUAAAUGAUUAUUUCUUCGAAA